Phaedon cochleariae (mustard beetle) is the source of this 3123-nucleotide messenger RNA. The record is from the annotation of a GenBank genome assembly. Lineage: Eukaryota; Metazoa; Arthropoda; Insecta; Coleoptera; Chrysomelidae.
AUGUUACAUUCGAAGCAGGCUCUCCUGCUUCUCAGCUUCAUUCUUGUGACCACUGCAACUGAUAUAUCGAAUAAUAUCCCAUUUGCUGUGAAAUAUGACGAGUUAGAUUAUGGAAAACAAGCUAUUCCAAAGGAAGAUUCUGAAGGAAUAUCAACUGACAUACAACAAAAGAUUGAGAACUCCAACGAUGAGGAUGAAAGAAAAACACAUCCUUGUUUGGGGUGUCCCUUAGAUCUGAAUGUUGAUGCACAGGGUGUUUCAACAUUAAUCGACACGGCCUUGAAACAUGUAGAGUCCGAACAUGACGAAAAACACGUUUUAAUCAAGGUCCAUAGACUGCAGCAACAGGUGGUAGCUGGAAUAAAAUAUAUUCUCCUCGUUGAAAUAGCACCUACUCUUUGCCCAAAGAACACUCAAGUGUCCUCCUGUCCUAUUGAUCAGAAUAAAGAUUCUUUCUUUUGCCAAAUUGAAUACCUAGAAAAGCCUUGGGUGAACCUGAGAAAAACAAUUAUAAAAAAUAAUUGUACUAUAUCCCAAGAGUUUGUACCCAGUGAGGAAAGUUUUGUCCCCAAAAAAGGUGGAGAUAGACUCAUUACCGAUGACUUCUUGGCAGAUCUGGAAUCUCAGAUUAUACCUGAGACGAGUGUCGGCGAACCCUUGAAAAAUUCUUACUCAUUAAAUGAUAUCCAUGAACCACUUAAUAAUGGACCAAAUUUCAUCAUGCAUAAAGAAGUCCAUCUUGGAAAUGAUGUACCAGAAUUGAUGUCUCCAAAAAUGAAUGAAAACGAUCAACAAGAAGCAAUUUAUGAAGACAUUGUCAAAGAAAAUGCACAGAGAUCUAUGGGUGAAAAUGAGCAACCAGUGCAGAAUCCCCUUGAAGAAAACCAUUCUUUAGAGGACAAUGAGGAACUAGUACUUCUACGACAAAAACGAUCCAAUAAAUCAUGUGGGAAGAGUAGUAGUUCGAGUAGUAGUUCAAGUAGUAGCUCAAGCAGCAGUAGCUCCAGUAGCGAUAGCGAAGACUGUAAAGAAAAAACGGGCAAAAGAGAGCAAAAAAAUGAAGUUGAAACUGAAAAAAAUGAAAUAGAAACUAGUGGAGGUAAAUGGUCUGUUGGAAAAGGAGACAGUUUGUCUAAGAGAGAAAAGAAAUUCUUGGACCAGAUGCUGGCGAAACUGAUAGAUCAGGAAGGUUGGGAAAAUUCUAAAAUAAAAAUUCUGAGUGUGGUCAAAGUGGAAAUCAGCGGUGUGUAUUACCAAGUAGUCUUGAUGGUUGAUACAGAAGCAGUAAUAGCUCAAAGAUGUACCAUCUUGAUACACACUAAUGAAGAAUUAUCCAACCCGGCUGUCACAAAGAUGAACUGCAAUUCCACGAGAAGAAAACGGCAGAUAGGCCUUCCUGGAGGUAUCUCAGAUCAACCUACAGAUGAUCCUAGAUUGAAAAAAUACCUCAACGACGGGUUGCUUCAUCUAGACUCGCAGUCGUCACAUGCUAACAAAUUUAAGAUCCAGGCGAUACUGAAAGCAAGCUCACAGGUCGUUUCAGGUACAUUGUGGCGAAUUCAAGCAAAAGUGAUUCUUUCUGAUUGUGAAAAAAAUCACAAUGGGGCAGUAGAAGACUGCGGAGAACUCGAGGGUGCUCCUUGUAGAAUAUGCAAUUUCAAAAUCUGGGACCAGCCUUGGUUACCACAGGGCAGACUCACGAACAUCACAUGCGAGAAUGAAGAGAGAGUUUAUUCGUUCCGGAUGAGGAGAGAUCUGCAAGCUGCUACGAGGACCAAACGACACGCUUUGGCCGGUGGUAUUAGAAAAAGGCCUACCGAUGAUCCCGAGGUGAAGAAAUUGUUGAACGACGGUUUGGUUCAUUUGGACUCGCAAUCAGCACAUGCUAACAAAUAUAAGAUCCAGGAAAUACUGGAAGCAAGCUCACAGGAUUGUUUUAAGGUUGUUUCUGGUAUUAUGUGGAGAGUCAAAGCGAAAGUAAUUCUCUCGGAUUGCGAAAAAAGCCACAAUGGGGCAGUAGAAGAGUGCGGAGAACUGGCGGGGGCUCCAAGUAGAAUAUGCAAUUUCAAAAUCUGGGACCAGCCUUGGUUACCACAGGGGAAACUCACCAACAUCACUUGUGAGAACGAAGACAAAGUUUAUUCAUUCCGAGUGAGAAGAGAUCUGCAAGAUUACGAAUCAAAGGAAAUAGUAGAAGAACUGUUUUUGUUUUAUAUGAAAAGUUUCAAUAAGAGCUACCCUAGUACAAUGCAUCAAACCAUCCGUAUGGUGAUAUUCCAGGAUAAUUUGAGAACCAUAAAAAAACUGAACGAGCAUGAAGACGGUACUGCCACGUAUGGCCUGACGAGAUUCGCCGACCUCACCAAGGCAGAAUUCGCCCGCAUGACCGGACUGAGGCAGGACCUGCGCAAAGAUGACAACGAAAUUCCCUUCCCUUCGGCAUCGAUACCCGACAUCGAACUGCCCCCCGCCUUCGACUGGCGCGAAAAGAACGCUGUGACUAAGGUGAAGGACCAGGGCAGUUGCGGCAGCUGUUGGGCCUUCAGUGUCACUGGAAAUGUGGAGGGUCAAGCGGCCAUCAAAUACGGAAAAUUGCAGGAGUUUUCCGAGCAGGAGCUGGUCGAUUGCGAUAAGCUCGACGAGGGGUGCAACGGAGGUCUGAUGGAUAAUGCCUACAGAACAUUGGAAAAAAUGGGCGGCCUCGAAUCGGAAAGAGACUACCCCUACGACGCCGAAGACGAGAAGUGCCACUUCGACAAGUCCAAAGUGCGAGUACGAUUAUCGGGCGCGGUCAACAUCAGCCAGGACGAGACCGAGAUGGCCAAAUGGCUGGUGCAGAACGGACCCAUCUCCAUCGCCAUCAACGCCAACGCGAUGCAAUUCUAUGUGGGCGGAGUGUCUCAUCCGUGGAAGGCUCUGUGCAACCCCAAAUCGUUGGACCACGGGGUGCUCAUUGUGGGAUACGGAGUGCACACUUAUCCCCGCUUCAACAAAACCCUACCAUAUUGGAUCGUGAAGAACUCUUGGGGCGAAUCGUGGGGAGAACAAGGUUACUACAGGGUGUACCGAGGAGACGGUACCUGUGGGUUAAACCAGACCCCCUCUAGUGCCAUCGUUGCCUAA